Molecule: messenger RNA, 2827 nt
Organism: Nelumbo nucifera (sacred lotus)
Lineage: Eukaryota; Viridiplantae; Streptophyta; Magnoliopsida; Proteales; Nelumbonaceae
Product: delta-1-pyrroline-5-carboxylate synthase
Cellular component (GO): cytoplasm
Molecular function (GO): glutamate 5-kinase activity; glutamate-5-semialdehyde dehydrogenase (NADP+) activity; ATP binding
Source: RefSeq, a predicted model, not a curated record
UCCUUUUUUAUCUUUGAUCUUUUUUACCCUUCCAUUUUCCUCUCCAUCCAUCGUUCGGUACUGUUCAUCUUCCAUGACCUCGCGACACCCGAACAGCAGCGGUGCGGCGAUCUGCACCUCAUUUUCGUUCGGAUUUUCGGUGGUUUCUCAUGAUCUUUUUGAGAGUUUUCUCAUCGUCCAUCAUCCACAUUGGUUCUUCUAGUGUUUUAUCUCCCCCAAUAUACCGUACAAGCUCUGUCUCGUUGUUGGUUGAACAGAGCCGACAGGAGCAAGAUCUGCCGGAAGUAUUCCUCUUAAGUUCAGCAUCGUUUCUCAGGCCGAAAUCUCGGUUCAGAUCCGAUCGCAGCAAGAUCUGCCGGAACUGUUCACCGAACUCCCUGUUCUUUACCGCAUUCGCACAGUUGAAGAAAAUCACUGAAUAGUAGGACUCUCGAAUCUCCUCGUCCAUCAACAAGAACCGAACAACUGAAACGCAAUGGACUGCAUGGAUCCGACUCGAGCUUUCGUCAAAGACGUUAAGCGUGUUAUUGUUAAGGUUGGAACUGCUGUUGUCACCAGAGCUGAUGGAAGAUUAGCCUUGGGCAGACUAGGAGCACUUUGUGAGCAGAUUAAAGAAUUGAACUCUCGAGGCUAUGAGGUUAUUUUGGUUACUUCAGGUGCUGUUGGUGUUGGCCGUCAAAGGCUUAGAUACAGGAGAUUAGUUAACAGCAGCUUUGCUGAUCUCCAAAAGCCACAAGUUGAACUUGAUGGCAAGGCAUGCGCAUCUGUUGGACAGAGUGGUCUCAUGGCUCUUUAUGAUGCACUGUUCAGUCAGCUGGACGUGACCUCAUCCCAGCUUCUUGUGACUGAUAAUGAUUUUAGGGAUCCUGAUUUCAGAAUGCAACUAUGUGAAACAGUGAAAUCAUUGUUAGCUCUGAGGGUUAUUCCUAUUUUUAAUGAAAAUGAUGCAAUCAGUACCAGGAAAGCUCCAUAUGAAGAUUCUUCUGGUAUAUUCUGGGAUAAUGACAGUCUAGCAGCUUUACUAGCUUUGGAGCUGAAAGCUGACCUUCUUGUCUUGUUAAGUGAUGUGGAAGGCCUAUAUAGUGGUCCUCCCAGUGAUCCACAUUCAAAGUUAAUCCAUACCUAUAUCAAAGAAAAGCAUCAAGGAGAAAUCACAUUUGGUGAUAAGUCCAGGGUGGGAAGAGGUGGCAUGACUGCUAAAGUGAAAGCUGCUGUUUAUGCAGCAUAUGCUGGUAUUCCUGUUGUCAUUACAAGUGGUUUUGCUACUGAUAAUAUCAUAAAAGCACUUCAAGGGGAGCGUGUUGGUACCCUCUUUCAUCAGGAUGCACAUUUAUGGACUCCACUCAAAGAAGUCGGUGCACGUGACAUGGCAGUUGCAGCAAGGGAUUGUUCUAGACGACUUCAGGGUCUGACUUCACAAGAUAGAAGGAAAAUUUUACUUGACAUAGCCGAUGCCUUGGAAGCAAAUGAAAACUUAAUUAAGGUUGAAAAUGAAGCUGAUGUUGCUGCUGCACAGCAGGCUGGAUAUGAAAAGUCGUUGAUAUCUCGAUUAGCUUUGAAGGCUGGGAAGAUCUCUAGCCUUGCAAAAUCAAUUCGUGUACUUGCUAACAUGGAUGAUCCAAUUGGUAAAGUUUUAAAGAAAACUGAGCUUGCCGAUGGGAUGAUCUUAGAGAAGACAUCAAGUCCCUUGGGUGUUCUCCUGAUCGUUUUUGAGUCUCGACCUGAUGCCCUAGUUCAGAUAGCUUCAUUAGCAAUUCGUAGUGGAAAUGGACUUCUCCUGAAGGGAGGGAAAGAAGCCAAGCGAUCAAAUGCAAUCUUGCACAAGGUUAUUACUGAGGCUAUCUUAGAUACUGUUGGUGAAAAGCUUAUUGGACUCGUGACUUCAAGAGAGGAGAUACCUGAUCUGCUCAAGCUUGAUGAUGUGAUAGAUCUUGUGAUCCCAAGAGGCAGCAAUAAACUUGUUUCUCAAAUUAAGAGUUCAACCAAAAUUCCUGUUCUUGGUCAUGCAGAUGGAAUUUGCCAUGUUUAUGUUGAUAAGUCAGCUAAUAUGGAUAUGGCAAAGAAAAUUGUGUUAGACGCGAAGAUAGAUUAUCCUGCAGCCUGUAAUGCGAUGGAAACACUACUUGUGCACAAAGAUUUGGUCAAGACUGGUGGGCUUAAUGACCUCAUUGUUGAGCUUCGCACUGAAGGUGUUACUCUAUAUGGUGGACCAAGAGCUAGCACCCUGUUAAACAUCACAGAGGCCCCGACAUUUCAUCAUGAAUACAAUUCAAUGGCUUGCACUGUUGAAAUUGUGGAUGAUGUGCUUGCAGCCAUUGACCACAUACAUCGUCAUGGAAGUGCCCAUACUGAUUGCAUCAUUGCUGAAGAACGUGAAGUUGCAGAAAUCUUCUUGCAGAAAGUUGACAGUGCUGCAGUUUUUCAUAAUGCGAGCACAAGAUUUUGUGAUGGAGCUCGUUUUGGACUUGGUGCAGAGGUUGGAAUAAGCACAAGCAGGAUUCACGCUCGAGGUCCAGUUGGAGUUGAAGGAUUAUUGACAACAAGAUGGAUUCUGAGAGGAAGUGGGCAAGUGGUGGAUGGUGAUAAAGGGGUCAUUUACACCCACAAAGAUCUUCCGUUGCAGUCCUAAAUGUUUUUGUAAGGAGAAUUUGUCAAAAACUCUUUCUUUUACAUCUAAUAAUGUUAUCGUUGGUAUUUCUUCUAACGUUAUGUUUCUCACUGCUUCUUGCUGUACUUGUACGACUGUCGUUGGUUCUCUUUUGUAAAAUUUGUUAUUGGUUCGCAUACCUUGAAAAGAUGACAUACAUAGCCCACCACUAUUAUCUCA